AAAUGUUGGCCAAAUCAUCAGUUGAUUUUUGUGUGUGCGAGGAACUACAUCAAAAAUGAAGGUCUUUAUCUGUGUUUUAGCUUUGGUAAGCUAUGCUUCGGCUGGUUUGCUUGGAUCAACAGGAUACAAUUACCAUGCAUCGGCACAUUCUGCUCCAGUCCAUGUACCAGCUCUAUCAUACGGCCCAGCACCAAGCCACGUUCAACCGGCUGAAGUCAAAAUUAUUAAGAUCGUUCAUCAACAACCAGCUGCUCCAUCAUACUCAGCAUCUCAACCACAGUACAGCGCACCAGCUCCUGCUCCCCACUACCAGCCAGCGCCUGCUCCUCACUACCAGCCAGCUCCUGCUUCCCACUACCAGCCAGCGCCUGCUCCUCACUACCAGCCAGCGCCAGCUCCUCAAUCACAAUAUCUACCACCAAGUGCCCCAGUUACUCAUCAUCAACCAGCUCCACCAGCAACAACCUACGGAGUUCCAGCAGCUCCAGCAUUUGUAGCUCCAAGUUUGGGAGCACCAAGCUUUCCAGCACCUUCAGCAGUUAAAAUCGUGAAGAUUUUUGAACAACCAUAUCAAAGCAGUGGCGCAGUCAGCGGUGGAUACAGCAGUGGUGCAGUCAGCGGCGGAUUCAGCAGCGGUCCAGUCAGCAGUGGUCCAGCCAGUGUAUUCGGUUCGGCUCAUCAGGCAAGCCCAGAUGUUGUUAAUGUUGCCGUAGGAGGCUCACCUUUCACUCCAUCACAUGCCGAAGGACCACAUCCAGCACCGGCACCAACUCAAAUCAUCAAGGUCGGAGAAGCAGGCGCUCCAGAACAAAUUAUCAAGCUCGUACAAGAAAUUCCACACAGCUAUGGACACGGCAACCUUCCGACAGCAGCAGCACCAGCAAACAUCGUGAAAGUUCCAGCACCUAGCUAUGGAUCAGCACCCGCACUUGCUGGACCUGCACCAGUACCUCAAUUGACGUACGCACCACAAGCACCACAAGCACCACAAGCAAGCUAUGGAGUUCCUUCAAGCCACUCAGCGCCCGUAUAUGCACCAGCACCUCAACAAUCUUACUUGGCACCUUCAUCUAGCUACUCCGCACCAGCACCUCAAUCAUCAUACCUUCCACCAGCACCUCAAUCAUCAUACUUGCCAUCUCAUUAGUUUU
Molecule: messenger RNA, 1151 nt
Organism: Contarinia nasturtii (swede midge)
Lineage: Eukaryota; Metazoa; Arthropoda; Insecta; Diptera; Cecidomyiidae
Product: skin secretory protein xP2-like
Exons: 13
Coding region: 56-1147 (363 amino acids)
Source: RefSeq, a predicted model, not a curated record